Messenger RNA from Clarias gariepinus (North African catfish), 4636 nucleotides. RefSeq names its product transcription factor SOX-30-like. The transcript has 8 exons. Bases 50 to 1153 code for a protein of 367 amino acids. NCBI's taxonomy places the organism in Eukaryota, Metazoa, Chordata, Actinopteri, Siluriformes, Clariidae. The record is from RefSeq and is a predicted model, not a curated record.
UGCUGGCUGCCAACCGCCGUGAAACAAGAACAAGCAUUGGCUAAAUUGCAUGACGAUGGAUCGAUAUGGAGCUGAAGUGAGGUUUAGAAAAGUUAACGAACAUGGAGAGGAAACGAGGCGAAAUCAUGACCAGAAUUUUAAACAAUCCUCGAGCAGCGAUCAGUCAAUCAGCGUCGAAGCGGCUACUGAGGGCAUGAGCAUCACUCAGCUUCCUUCAGGGACAGGAAAAGGCAAAGAUAACUACAGCCAUAUUAAGAGGCCCAUGAAUGCCUUCAUGAUUUGGGCAAGGACACAACGACCUAUCUUGGCCAAAGCCAAUCCAAAUGCAAGCAAUGCAGAGAUCAGUGAGCAGCUUGGAAUUGAGUGGAGGAAACUGAGUGAAGAACAGAAGAUGGUCUACUAUGCAGAGUCACGGAAGCUUCAAUGGGAACACAGCCAGCAGUUUCCUGAUUGGCAGUAUAAUCCACGUCCACUGAAGAAGAAGCAAGUUGGCCAAGAAGAGGCAGGUUCUGAAACUACAACUAUGCAGAACAAUCUCAUGCUGUCUGAUUGGGAGUAUAAUCCACGUCCGCGGAAGAGGAAGAGAGUUGUCUCAAAAAAAACAGCUUCAGAAACUACAGCCACGCAGAACAAUCUCAUGCACUCUGGCAAUUUCCAUAAUACAGCCUUACCGAGGAGACCAGAUCCAACCCACCAUAUAGUCGUGGACAAGCCAAGAGAAGUACAAGUCUAUGACUUGCAGCCUGAAUCUAGUGACCCAUUCCCUGGCUCUACCCACUUAGACUCACGUGUACCCAUGUUUUCUGAAGUCACCCUACCUGAUUUCUCUGUUGCUCAGUUAUCCUGCAUGCCUGAGCCAUCAUUCACCCAGACCAGCACUUUGGAUUAUAAGGACAACUCAAGCAGUAUGGACCUGUAUGAUGACUUGUUUCUGGCCUGCGAUGACAUUUCUGCCUUAGAGCAGUAUCUGUUCCAUGAUGAUUCUGUGCCAAAGACUGAAAGAAAAGUCACCCAAAGCAGCACAGAUGUCCUAUUUUGUCCACCAGCCCUGGACAAACUUGCCUUGGCAGAAGUAAUGAGCAGCCUUCCUCUGGAGAGCACCAUUUUAAAAGUGAAUGAUGGUGAAGAAACUUCGCUAUUUGGAAUGCUUUAGGCACGUCUCACUUGAUUUUUUACAGCUGAGAGACGUUUUGGUGAAAAAUGUACCAGAAGAAGAAUGGGCAUGCCGUUUGCUACCCCUGCUGAUAGGACACUGCAGUAUGUACUUCAAUGAACAAAGAAAGGUCUAAUGUGUACCAGGAGCUGAAGAGGGCAGUACUGCAGAAGUUUGUCAUCUCAUCAGAGACCUACUGACAGAAGUUUCUGCAGUACAGUACAGACACUCCUGUACCAGGAGAGUCACUGACAUACAUCUACCAUCGUCUAAAGGGGCUCUACCAGAGAUGGAUCCGACCCAAAGCCUGCAGCCAAAAGGAGACUGCUAUCAUCCUAGAGCACAUGCUGUGUGUCGUCCCACCGGAAGUAAGGACAUGGGUACAACAUAAACCUAAACAUGAAACUGUUCCUGCAAGGAACUGUUAUCAAGAUGCCAGGUACACCCCAGGACAGCAGGCAUAGACAGACUGGACACAGGAGUAAGCUGGUGGAGCCUGGGGGACCUAAGACUGAGAGAAAAAACAUGACAAAAAAGUUGAGAGAUGGGCAUGUCGUUUGCUACACCUGCUGAUGGAGCAAGCUCUGGAGGCAGAUAUUGCAAUGAACAAAGAAAUGUCACAGGAGGUAAGCUGGUGGAGCCUGGGGGAAGUAAGACUGAGAGAAAAAACAUGACAAAGGAGGACAUGGUGUGUUUUUACUGCCAGCAGUAAAAAUCCGCUAAAGCUGCUAUAUGCGCAUUCGUAAAUCCAAGUUAUUGGGAGGCUGCUAUUUACCUACAAAUACAAAGGUAGAAGACAGUAUCAUGUGUUCUGCAGGGAAUAACAAGCAGUUACAUUCUUUGAUGGACGCUGGUAACGCUGUUUUCCUUAAGAAAUUCCAUAUCCAGGACUGUUAACAUUGAUUAUGCCACACUAACCCAGAUUCAGUGUACAUGGUAACCAACGUUUUUACCCCAUGGUAGAAGUAUUGCUGACUGACAUGCUUUUGGGGAGGGAUAUGCCUAAUCUGAUAGAAUUAUUAAAAACUGCUAAUGCUACAAUUACACCUAAUUGUAACCAUACAGCAAAUAAAGUAGAAUAGUUGUCAUGUCUGGUUUAUCUAGGGCCGAAGCUGCAACCUUUGGACGAUAUUUCUGACAGUUUAUGACAAGGGGGUGAGCAAGGGAUCUAGAUAAAUCUGUCAGCAGACUGGCUAAAUACCACCCUGUAAAAAUACUAAUAUAUUAUAAAUAUUAUAUAUAAGUAUUUAUUUAUUAGAUAUAAAUAAAAUGUAAAAGAUAAUGAUAAACAGAGUUUUACUUUUCUACUGCCAUGCUCUAGUUUUACUACUUUUGGCCAUCAUGGUAUACUGAUGUAAAAAAAAAUAAUCCCACAUUCCCAGUCUACCAAAAAACUAGUGCCAUUUGUCGGUCUUACCAAACUCCUCUCCAUUCCUUGCCUUUGCUCUUGACUCCAUUCUAUCACGUCGUUCGGAAGUUGUGGGCCUAUUAGAAAAGAGCAACUUAGGCUACCAAUAUAUACCAGUGAUUUUUGAUUUUGCUACAAGGUUCCCUGAAGCAUUUCCUCUGAAGUUUAUCGGUGCAGCUGUUAUCUAGGGUAGGCAUUAUAGAGGAGAUUAUAACAGAUCAAUGCACCAAUUUCACAUCAUGCCUGUGUGCCUUUGCGAGGUGCAAGAAGUAGAAGAGCCGGAAAGCAAGAUCUUGCCUGUAAGAAGUUGUUCAGAGAGUUUCCAUUACUACUCAGCUAGUAACCAGUCAGAACCCAGGUACUGAGGAAUGCUCUGACACCCAUCAGACAGAGUCUAUACAGGGUGCCUAAAAGGUUGGUGAAGCCUCUGAAGGAGAAGAUUUCAAUCAUACAAAUGUUAGGUGUAAUCGAACCAUUUGUAAAUGAGUGGAGUAGCCCCAUUGUUGUUGUGCCCAAGACGAAUGUGACCUUACGGGUCUGCAUGAAUAGGGAUUGUAAAGUUUAAAACCACCCUAGAUAGAUAGAUAAAGUACUUUAUUAAUCCCAUAGAAAAAUUGUAUAGGGAUAAUGGAUAUUGUCAGGUGUCAAAUUUAAAGCGCAAUAUACAGCUUUCCGGAGACCAUGGGUCUAUACCAGUUUAUGGUAAUGCCAUUUGGGUUACAGGGCACCAGCCACAUUUUAGAAGUUAACAGGUCAGGUCCUUUAGGGCACAGAAGACUAAAGCAUAUCAAGAUUACAAUGUCAUUUACAGCGCCACCUGAGAAGAGUAAAAUUGCAUAGGCUGGACUCACCUCAAGGCUGGACUCAACAGUAGUAAAUGAGGGUGGGCUAAGCAUGAAACUGCUAUCUGGGGUACCUAUUUAGAUCUGGACAAAUACGACCAAAAAUUGACAAGGUAGAUGUAAAACCCAUAACAAAAGAACCAUGUGAAUUAAUCUUUGGGACUAGUGAGUGGUAUAGAAGGUUCAAACUUCAGUUUGCCACUGUUGCAGCACCCUGAUCAACCUCAUUGCAAAAGCAAGCACAAAACUUACACUAUUACCUCCUGGGAAGGUAGUUUGCUGUGGAAACAUAACACAGUGCUCAGGCAUGGAUCAACACGAUGAGAGCAACAAUGCCAGAGUCACCAGAGGGUACCUGGGGAAGCUGGUAAACUUGGAGAGAACGGAGGGCACUACACACACUCAGUAUUUACAAACAAGCACCAUAUUUAUAGUCACUUUCUUAAAUAUUGUCAGUCACUUUCAGUUUACACACAACACAUAUGCUGCUUCUUUACUCCGUCCUGAACUAAAGUGUCUUUCUGUUCCUGUGGGAUGGUAUUUCAGGAUACAUCAUUACCAGGGCAUUAGGGGUGAAGCUGUCUCCUUCAGUUAUAUGUGGAUUUCCCUCCCUAAGCAUGCAGUGUUGCUGAGUCUGGGAGAAACCAUUCUGGUAGUAACAGGAGGGUUUUCACAGUGCUCAUCAAAAGGUUCAAAGCUUUGUAUGUGUGUUAAAUCUUCCCCAUAUAUUUUCUUCCUAACAACCUCAUCUCAAAGUUUUACAAGCUCAGUCCUCAUGAUAGCAGGACUGAUCUGAUCUGCUGCUAAAAACUCUUCUUCCCAAUUUAGAUUGCUAAAAGAAAGGGGAACAAAUAAUUAUAAAUUCUGUAGUAAUUAGAUAUUUAAAAAUAAUUGUGAUGACAUCUAAAUUUUUUAUUUAAUAAAUGUUCAUUAAUAAUGAAUUAAUUAUUUAAUGCCACCUCAAAUCAUUCCAGUAUACUUGAGAUUGCAAUAAAACUUUUUUUAAUAUACUGUGGAAAAUCCUCACAAGAGGAUUGGAUUGGUGGUGGUGGUGGUGGUGGUGUUGUUGUUUUAACCCUUUGGUGUCAACUGGCCCGCAGGCGGGACAACUUUAUUUGUCAACCGUGAAAAGAACUUGUAUGAUGUAUGUUUGGUUGUAUACAUAACUUGUUUGUAUGAUUGUUUGUAUGACUAAAAUGCUGUCAUUUUUUAUCAUACACAUAAGUGUGAAUU